This is a messenger RNA of Micropterus salmoides (largemouth bass), 2510 nucleotides long. It is a transcript of the gene dtwd2, whose product is annotated as DTW domain containing 2. The transcript is spliced from 7 exons. The record is from RefSeq and is a predicted model, not a curated record. The coding region runs from base 116 to 1435 and encodes 439 amino acids. NCBI's taxonomy places the organism in Eukaryota, Metazoa, Chordata, Actinopteri, Centrarchiformes, Centrarchidae.
UUCAGACCGGGAGGCCAGAGGAUAUUUAGAGAAAUAUGCCCUUAUAGAUGAGACUCCUGCUGUGGAAGAGGAACUAACUGAUAAAGAAAAAUGCCCAGAGGAAGGUCCUCGGGUAAUGUCCCAAGAUUUGUAUGAAUUGGUCAAUUUGCUGUCAGAGCCUGAAAAAGGUGAAGAGCCAAAUUCAGAGGAGGAAAUCACAGACUUCUUCAGGUCCAGUGCCAACGCUUCUCCAUGUGAUAUAGAGCCUCUCUCUCGAUAUCUCGAAGAGGAUGAAACCCAAUCAACUACACAGAGUAAAGACGAGACAAACAAAAAUGUCUCCUUCAAGGUAGAAAAAGUCGAUGUAGAUCCACUUAGCAUCUCAAGCUUUGAGUUUCCCUCGGAGGAACCUGAGUGGGGGAGUACAGAUGAUCAUCUUACAGACCUGGACGAGAAAGAUGUCAGUGUGCAUCCAGCUCAGGAAUUUCAGAAACAAGAUUCGGAAAUGCAAAAGCCAGUUGCCCCUCCCAGGAAAAAGGCAACCUCUUCUCCUAAGGCAUCACUGGACUUAACACCUCUGACUCCAGUUGAUGUUAUUAUACAGGAAAAAGAAGAGGCUUGUGGAAAGGAACAGAGGGAGGAGGAGAAAGAGACGGCAUCACCAACAGAGACUGCCGACGAAGAAGACGGAGAAGGAGAGGAAACGCUGGCUGCCCUCCCGGUCGAGGUUGGCGAGAGAAGACCGACGUGUUUACGGUGCCGUCGCCCUCAGAAGGUGUGUCUCUGUCCGUUUCUUCCAACACAACCCCUGGAGGUCUCCACCUGUCUGCAUGUAGUCCAGCAUCCUGCAGAGGAAAGCAGAGUACUUCGCACAGUGCCUCUACUUGCUGCUUGUUUGCCACAAGGAAAAUGCAAUGUCAUAGUCGGAAGGAGAUUCAAUGAGGAAAAGCACCCGGAGUUGGCUGCAGUAUGUCAGGACAGCAGAACGUUGAUCCUGUACCCAGGCCCCAACUCCCAGAACCUGGAGGAGUUAGUGCAAUAUCAGGAAUUAGGCACUGUGAAACAUAAUGUGAUCAUCAUAGACGGCACCUGGAGCCAGGCCAAAAACAUGUUCCUCAAAAACAGCCUGUUCCACCUGCCUAAACAGGUCCAGCUCAAUAGGACUCUGUCCAGUCAGUAUGUGAUCCGCACACAACCCUCCAACAUCUGUCUGUCCACGCUGGAAUGUGCCGCUGUCGCCCUGUCCAUCCUGGAGCAGAAUGACAACAUCCAAGAGGUCCUGCUGAGGCCCCUGAAAGCCCUGUGCUCCUUCCAGCUGCAGCACGGCGCUCAGAUUCAUCACAGCAAGGAGCACCUCCUUAAGAAUGGCAUGUAUGACAAGCCCAUGCCCAAGAACAAACGCAAGAUAAAGAGGAUGGAGAAACUCGUCACGGACCACAACAUCUGUCCAAGAUGAGGGAGCAACUGGGCAGAGAAACCAGGCUCUACUCAUCUCCGUAUGCACAGCCGUCUACGCUGCACAGGACUGUAUCAUCAGGGCAGCUUGUAGCAGCAUCGGGGCACAGACAUGGAAACCAGUGGACUUAACGGGAAUUUUAUUUUCCUUUUUUUUUUUUUUUUCUUUAGAUAACUGACGAUAUAUGUAAUUUAUGUAUUUGUCAUUAAUUGUAAAUAAAUUAAUGACAAAUUUAAGAUGUAGUUUAAGUGUCAUUGUGUGACAAUAGAUCAGGUUUAAUUGUUUUUAAAACUGUUUAACUUGUUCCUCCCUGCACUUUAUAAACACUGUGGUGCUUCUGUUGUGAUGGCUAAUGGAAGGGCUGAUUCCACUGGUGUUUUUUCAAUAAGUUAAAUCUUUAUUCAGAUAAAUUUCAAAAUAAAAAUACCUCCAAAACAAAUGUGAUAUUCCAUUAAACUUCCUGACACACAAGACAGGAGGAAAAAUGUGAAACCGCCAUUAAGAAUUUUAUUGUACUGUUUUUAUAAGUCAGCAUUGUUGAUGUGAGGGACAAUUUUGCUGUAAUGAUUUUAAAUACUUGUCAUUGUAGUUGUGGACCUACAGAAUAUGGUCCUCUAUGCCGUAAAUAACAUCUCAAAAGAUUUUUAAUUAGGAGCUGCAAAAAAUGUAGCCGUGUUAUUAUAACUCAAACUCAUUAAUUGUAGAUGUAGGCAUGUAAAGUGAUUUUUAAAUGUAGACAUGAUGUAUUAAUGGGGUCUCCCAAGCCGUUUAGUGACACUUUAGUUCAAAAGGAUCAAAUUUAAUUAAUAAGAUGUACACGUUACGUCCCAUACAGAAUAAUUAAACACUGUUUCAGCCUCUCAGCCUUCGUUGCUGUUUUGAAGUGCCUCCAAAGAAACUCUGGUUAGAUUUUUCUUCUGUAUAAUAUUCUCAGAAAUGUUAAAAUAAUAGCAAGGGUUGUUUUUCUGUGUGUAUAUAAAAUGUGUGUACCUGGAUGCAGCAGUAUGACCCUCAAAUGGAAUCAAAUUUGUACUGCUUGUGCAUAUAAUAAUAAAAUAGAAUACUAAUACCUGCA